AUGGAAGAGGACGACGCCAAGGGUGGCGGAGGUGGAGCAGGCGGCUCCUCGGGAGGUGGCCUUGAGGACUGGUCGGAUGAUGAUGAGGAGGAGAAGGAACCGCACCACACUCAUGGUGCCGACAAGGCGGGCGCGAGCUCUGCAGCCGCGCCGACUGCACCAAGCGGCACACCGAAGCACCGGGCCGAUGCCUUUCUUCUUACCGGCUUCUCGUCACCGUGCCUUCAUAGGGCACCACCCUCUCUCUCACAGGCCCCGCCUACCUCAGUGAUUCGGGCGGCGGACGGCUCCGCAGAGCCCCGCCGUGUGGACCCGCGCGCCGACCUCCAGGAGGCGACGGAGCAGAACGCACAGGAGGCGCGCGAGGAGCAGGAGGAUGCGGAGGCGGCCAAGGCGGCACAGGCGGAAGCCGCUGCGGCAGCUAAGGCCCAGGCUGACGCCGCGGCCAAGGAGCAGGCGGACGCAGUUGCCAAGGCGCAGGAGGCGGAGUCGGCGGCCGGGCUCCAUAGCUCAUCGUCCCGCUGCGUGCCGUGCCACCGGCGCCGGAGAGAUUACCACAACAUCCGUGCGGCCGCCUUCAACUCCCAUGUCCGGGAGCUGGCCAAGCGGACCACUGAUUUGGCCGGGAGCCGGAGAGCAGCCGCCGCACUGUAG
Molecule: messenger RNA, 654 nt
Organism: Aegilops tauschii subsp. strangulata
Lineage: Eukaryota; Viridiplantae; Streptophyta; Magnoliopsida; Poales; Poaceae
Source: RefSeq, a predicted model, not a curated record